This is a messenger RNA of Myotis myotis, 5647 nucleotides long. It is a transcript of the gene BCL11B, whose product is annotated as BAF chromatin remodeling complex subunit BCL11B. Gene Ontology annotation, cellular component: nucleus. NCBI's taxonomy places the organism in Eukaryota, Metazoa, Chordata, Mammalia, Chiroptera, Vespertilionidae. The coding region runs from base 190 to 2871 and encodes 893 amino acids. The record is from RefSeq and is a predicted model, not a curated record. The transcript has 4 exons. Gene Ontology annotation, biological process: positive regulation of transcription by RNA polymerase II. Gene Ontology annotation, molecular function: RNA polymerase II cis-regulatory region sequence-specific DNA binding; DNA-binding transcription factor activity.
GGCAAGAGAGAAAGGGGGCAAAAACCAAAACACCAACCCGGGCAGAGGAGGAGGCGCGGCGGCGGCGGCGGUGGCGGCGGCGGCAGCGGCAGCGGCGGCGGCGGCGGCGGCAGCGGCAGCUCAGACCCCCUCCCCGGCUCCCCUCAUCAGAGCAGCUCUCCGGGCGAUGCCAGAAUAGAUGCCGGGGCAAUGUCCCGCCGCAAACAGGGCAACCCGCAGCACUUGUCCCAGAGGGAGCUCAUCACCCCGGAGGCUGACCAUGUGGAGGCUGCCAUCCUUGAAGAAGACGAGGGUCUGGACAUAGAGGAGCCCAGCGGCCUGGGGCUGUUGGUGGGUGGCCCCGACCCUGACCUGCUCACCUGUGGACAGUGUCAGAUGAAUUUCCCCCUGGGGGACAUCCUGGUUUUUAUAGAGCACAAGAAGAAGCAGUGUGGCGGCAGCCUGGGUACCUGCUAUGACAAAGGCCUGGACAAGGGCAGCCCGCCGCCCUCCUCACGCUCCGAGCUCAGGAAAGUGUCCGAGCCGGUGGAGAUCGGCAUCCAAGUCACCCCCGAUGAAGAUGACCACCUGCUCUCGCCCACGAAAGGCAUUUGCCCCAAGCAGGAGAACAUGGCAGGGCCGUGCAGGCCUGCCCAGCUGCCCGCGAUGGCCCCCAUAGCUGCCUCCUCCUCCCACCCUCACACAUCCGUGAUCACCUCACCUCUGCGCGCCCUGGGCGCUCUGCCGCCCUGCUUCCCCCUGCCGUGCUGCAGCGCGCGCCCGGCCUCGGGUGACGGGACUCAGGGUGAGGGGCACAUGGAGGCUCCUUUUGGAUGUCAGUGUCAGUUGUCAGGUAAAGAUGAGCCUUCCAGCUACAUUUGCACAACAUGCAAGCAGCCCUUCACCAGCGCGUGGUUCCUGCUGCAGCACGCGCAGAACACGCACGGCUUCCGCAUCUACCUGGAGCCCGGGCCCGCCAGCAGCUCCCUCACGCCGCGGCUCACCAUCCCGCCGCCGCUGGGGCCCGAGGCCGUGGCCCAGUCGCCGCUCAUGAAUUUCCUGGGCGACAGCAACCCCUUCAACCUGCUGCGCAUGACGGGCCCCAUCCUGCGGGACCACCCGGGCUUCGGCGAGGGCCGCCUGCCCGGCACGCCGCCGCUCUUCAGUCCGCCGCCGCGCCACCACCUGGACCCGCACCGCCUCAGUGCCGAGGAGAUGGGGCUCGUCGCCCAGCACCCCAGUGCCUUUGACCGAGUCAUGCGCCUGAACCCCAUGGCCAUCGACUCGCCCGCCAUGGACUUCUCGCGGCGGCUCCGCGAGCUGGCGGGCAACAGCUCCACGCCGCCGCCCGUGUCGCCGGGCCGCGGCAACCCUAUGCACCGGCUCCUGAACCCCUUCCAGCCCAGCCCCAAGUCCCCGUUCCUGAGCACGCCGCCGCUGCCGCCCAUGCCCCCCGGCGGCACGCCGCCGCCGCAGCCGCCCGCCAAGAGCAAGUCGUGCGAGUUCUGCGGCAAGACCUUCAAGUUCCAGAGCAAUCUGAUCGUGCACCGGCGCAGCCACACGGGCGAGAAGCCCUACAAGUGCCAGCUGUGCGACCACGCGUGCUCGCAGGCGAGCAAGCUCAAGCGCCACAUGAAGACGCACAUGCACAAGGCCGGCUCGCUGACCGGCCGCUCCGACGACGGCCUCUCGGCCGCCAGCUCCCCGGAGCCCGGCACCAGCGAGCUGGCCGGCGAGGGCCUCAAGGCCGGGGGCGACUUCCGCCACCACGAGAGCGACCCGUCGCUGGGCCACGAGCCCGAGGAGGAGGAAGAGGAGGAGGAGGAAGAGGAGGAGGAGCUGCUGCUGGAGAACGAGAGCCGGCCCGAGUCGAGCUUCAGCAUGGACUCGGAGCUGAGCCGCAACCGGGAGAACGGCGGCGGCGUGGCCGGGGUGCCGGGCGCGGGCGGCCUGGGCGGCGCGGCCAAGGCGCUGGCCGACGAGAAGGCGCUGGUGCUGGGCAAGGUCAUGGAGAACGUGGGCCUGGGCGCGCUGCCGCAGUACAGCGACCUGCUGGCCGACAAGCAGAAGCGCGGCGCCUUCCUGAAGCGCGCGGCGGGCGACGCGGGGGACGACGACGACGCGGGCGGCUGCGGGGACGCGGGCCCGGGGGGCGCCGUCAACGGGCGCGGCGGGGGCUUCGUGCCGGGCGCUGAGCCCUUCCCCGGCCUCUUCCCGCGCAAGCCGGCGCCGCUGCCCAGCCCGGGGCUCAACAGCGCGGCCAAGCGCAUCAAGGUGGAGAAGGACCUGGAGCUGCCGCCCGCCGCGCUCAUCCCGUCGGAGAACGUGUACUCGCAGUGGCUGGUGGGCUACGCGGCGUCGCGGCACUUCAUGAAGGACCCCUUCCUGGGGUUCACGGACGCGCGCCAGUCGCCCUUCGCCACGUCCUCCGAGCACUCGUCCGAGAACGGCAGCCUGCGCUUCUCCACGCCGCCGGGGGACCUGCUGGACGGCGGGCUGUCGGGGCGCAGCGGCACGGCCAGCGGCGGCAGCACGCCGCACCUGGGCGGCCCCGGGCCCGGGCGGCCGAGCUCCAAGGAGGGCCGGCGCAGCGACACGUGCGAGUACUGCGGCAAGGUGUUCAAGAACUGCAGCAACCUGACGGUGCACCGGCGGAGCCACACCGGCGAGCGGCCUUACAAGUGCGAGCUGUGCAACUACGCGUGCGCGCAGAGCAGCAAGCUCACGCGCCACAUGAAGACGCACGGGCAGAUCGGCAAGGAGGUGUACCGCUGCGACAUCUGCCAGAUGCCCUUCAGCGUCUACAGCACCCUGGAGAAACACAUGAAAAAGUGGCACGGCGAGCACUUGCUGACUAACGACGUCAAAAUCGAGCAGGCCGAGAGGAGCUAAGCGCGCGUGCGCGGGCCGGGCCCCCCGCCCCUGUACAGUGGAACCGUUGCCAAGCGACAGAAUGCUGACCUGACACUUGCCUCCGUGUCACCGCCACCGAGCACCCCCGCGUGUCCCUGGGGCCGAAGGGGGAGGCGGCUCUCCAACCUAACCUGUGUCUGCGAAGUCCUAUGGAAACCCGAGUCAAAAUUGUGGAGCCUUUUAACUGUGCAAUAAUUUCUGUAUUUAUUGGGUUUUGUAAUUUUUUUUUUUUUGGCAUGUGCAGGUACUUUUUAUUAUUAUUCUUUCUGUUUAAAUUCCUUUGAAAGAGUUUGUUGGGUAUCCAUCCCUUCUUCAUUUUUUUUUUUUAAACCCAGUAGAAGCCUGAGCAACGACUUACAAGCAAUGUAGAGGGGAAGCAUAGCUUUUAAAUUAUAAUUUGGGAGGGAGGGCGCUGCUUUUUUGAAAUUUAAGCUAAGCAUGUGUAAUUUCUUGUGAAGAAGCCAACACUUAAAUGACUUUUAAAGUUGUUUACUUUUUUUACUCCUUUUUUUUUUGGUCCUGAAAUAAAAAGUGGCAUGCAUUUUUUUUGGGGGGGGGGAUGGGGUGGGGUGGGAGUGGAUGUACAGCGGAUAACAAUCUUAAAGUUGUAGCACUUUGUUUCAGAGUUGGAGUGGAGCUGUAGCACUGAUGAUGUCCUGAGAAAACGGGCCUUUUCUGCGUUGAUUUCAGCCUUUCCAUGAAUAACAGGGGUGAACUUGGAGUGGUGGGGGAGAGGCCCCCAAAACUCUGCACACUGCCAGAGACACAGGAGUUUUUGCGGGCUACCCGGGGAAUGGCCCCAGAGGAUUCUGAAAUUGUGCAUUACCAGCAGACACUACCCCCUCCUAGAAAUGGAGGCGUACCCUGGGAUGCCGUCUUAGCCAUUUGCCAUAGAACAGGCUAACGUCGGCUGAGGGUACCUUUUUUGGGGUCGAUGGUGGUGGCCUGCAGUGACACAGAAAGGAAGAAACCAGCCAGGUUCUUCUGGGCUUCUUCUGGCUUGCCAGCUUCUCUCUCUCUCUCUCUCUCUCUCUCUCUCUCUCUCUCUCUCUCUCUCUCUCUCUUGUUAUCACCCUCACCACGAAAAUCCCAAGUCCUACGUGGACGUUGCUGCCCAUGAUAGUGAUGAUCGGUCAUUUCUCAAGCAGACAAGUGCCCUGAUGGUGACUGGAAGGAAGUUAGCGUUCUCAUUUCAUGCACACGUGACAUUCUAAGGCCCGGGGUGGGGGAGGGUGGGACCGUGCGAAUUUCUGUUCCCUUUCCUGGGGAAGCAGGGGAAGGCCCAUCCCAAGGUGCCCGGCGCUGCUUCCCCUUUUAUCAUUCCCGUUUGGUUGGAAGGUACUAAACCCACGAGGUUAGAUGUUUGAGUUCUGUUGACCCGCACUUUAAAGCUUUUGUUUGCAUUUAAAUGAAAUGGCUUCUAAACAAGAAAUUGCAGCAUAUUCUUCUCUUUGGCCCAGAGGUGGGUUAAAUAAGGGACGACUGAGAUUGAGUGUCAGUGUUGCUAAGCAUGGCAUUCACAAUACUGGCACUAUAAAGAAUGACAUAAAAUAAUAACUUAUUGGACAGUCUCUCUACUGCCAUUCGAUUUGAUGUGAGUGCCUUGAAAACUGAUCUUCCUAUUUCAGUCUCUUGAGACAAAUGCAAAACUUUUUUUUUUUUUUGAAACGAAAAGACUUUUUAAAAAAAAAAGUAAAACGAGAAAAGUACGUUCUUUAGACACAAACAAAGCCACAUUUACUUUCAAUACAAUUUUUAAAAAAAUCCCGGUUGAAGAUAGAGGACAUGAAAAAUGCCAUCAGACCCAAUCGAGUGAAGAAAUAAACCCAGCACAACCUUGGACAUACAAUUGCUAGCUGAAGGUCCUCAGCCCCCUUUUGUUUGUGGGACAACGCUGCUUAGAUGUGGAGUGGAAGUGAUUUACUGCUGAAUUAAAACUCAAGUGACAAGUUGAUAUCGUUGAAUGAAAAACAAAACAAAACAAAAAAACAAUUCAGGAACAAUGGCUAAUUUUUUUUCUAAAGGUAAAUUUAGUGCACUCUGUCUUAAAAAUACGUUUACAGUAUUGGAUACAUACAAGGGUAACAAAAAUUGUGUGUAUGUGUGUUGGAGAGAUCAUUUUUUCCCCCCCACAAAGUUUUGCUUAAUAGGUUAUAAAAGAUGCCACAGUGGCUGUGUGUAUAUUGUUUCUUUUGGUGAUGGGGUUUUAGUAUAUAUUAUAUAUAUUAAAAUUUCUUGAUUACUGUAAAAGUGGACCAGUAUUUGUAAUAAUCGAGAAUGCCUGGGCAUUUUACAAAACGAGAAAAAAAAACACCUUUUUUCUUUUCCUUGAAAAUGUUGCAGUAAAAUUUAAAUGGUGGGUCUAUAAAUUUGUUCUUGUCACAGUAACUGUAAAGUUGGAGUUUUAGUAAAUUUUUUUCUGCCUUGGGUGUUGAAUUUUUAUUUCAAAAAAAUGUAUAGAAACUUGUAUUUGGGGAUUAAAAGGGGAUUGCUACACCAUGUAGAAAAAGUAUGUAGAAAAAAAGUGCUUAAUAUUGUUAUUGCUUUGCAGAAAAAAAAAUCAUUCCUGACCUGUACUUAUUUUUCUCUUCCCACCUCCCUCUGGAAUGGAUAUAUUGGUCGGUUCAUAUGAUGUAGGCACUUGCUGUAUUUUUACUGGAGCUUGUAAUUUUUUAACUGUAAGCUUGUCCUUUUAAAGGGAUUUAAUGUACCUUUUUGUUAGUGAAUUUGGAAAUAAAAAGAAAAAAAACAAAAA